Molecule: messenger RNA, 578 nt
Organism: Sorex fumeus (smoky shrew)
Lineage: Eukaryota; Metazoa; Chordata; Mammalia; Eulipotyphla; Soricidae
Gene: RPS24
Product: ribosomal protein S24
Exons: 7
Coding region: 68-463 (131 amino acids)
Biological process (GO): translation
Cellular component (GO): ribosome
Molecular function (GO): structural constituent of ribosome
Source: RefSeq, a predicted model, not a curated record
UUGAUAUGAUUGGCCGGCGCCGGCGGCGGCCUCUUCCUCCCUGGCCUCCCGCAGCCGCGCCGCCAUCAUGAACGACACGGUCACCAUCCGCACCAGGAAGUUCAUGACCAACCGGCUGCUGCAGCGCAAGCAGAUGGUCAUCGAUGUCCUUCACCCCGGGAAGGCCACGGUACCCAAGACCGAGAUCCGAGAGAAGCUGGCCAAGAUGUACAAGACCACGCCAGACGUCAUCUUCGUGUUUGGCUUCCGGACCCAUUUUGGCGGCGGCAAGACGACGGGCUUUGGCAUGAUUUACGACUCUCUGGAUCACGCCAAGAAGAACGAGCCCAAACACAGGCUGGCACGGCAUGGCCUGUAUGAGAAGAAAAAGACCUCACGCAAACAGAGAAAGGAACGCAAGAACAGAAUGAAGAAAGUCAGGGGGACCGCCAAGGCCAACGUUGGCGCUGGGAAAAAGAAAUGAAGUGUCUGGCAGUGAUCUGGAGAUUGAAGAACAGAAGGAGUAAAGAUUCUGCAGAGACUAUCUGGUGAUUGUGCAGAUUUUUUUCACGAGGAUUAAUAAAUUUUAAUUAAAACAA